AUGGCAGUUGUGGCUUACUUUCCGGUUGUAUUAGUAUUUACUGUGUUUCUGUACGCGGCGGAGGCCAAGUACAUACAGUACAAUACGACGUCGGUUCUUGUCCCCGGGAAGCUGAACGUUCAUUUGGUGCCUCACACCCACGACGACGUUGGAUGGUUGAAGACCGUUGACCAGUACUACGUUGGCUCCAAUAAUUCCAUCCAGGGAGCUUGUGUUCAGAACGUGCUGGAUUCGCUGAUUCCGGCAUUGCUGGCUGAUAAGAACCGCAAGUUCGUAUACGUCGAGCAGGCGUUUUUCCAAAGAUGGUGGAGAGAUCAGAGCGAGGAGGUGCAAGACACGGUGAAGGAGCUGGUCAGCUCCGGUCAACUUGAGCUCAUAAAUGGGGGGAUGUGUAUGCACGAUGAGGCGGCUCCCCAUUACAUUGAUAUGAUUGAUCAGACGACUCUGGGGCAUCGGUUUAUUAAACAGGAGUUCAAUGUGACUCCAAGAAUUGGCUGGCAGAUUGAUCCGUUUGGACAUUCUGCUGUGCAGGCUUACCUUUUGGGGGCUGAGGUUGGAUUUGACUCUCUUUUCUUUGGGAGAAUUGAUUACCAAGACAGAGCUAAACGAAAAGUUGACAAAAGCCUUGAGGUUGUGUGGCGGGGUUCUAAGAGUCUAGGUUCAUCUGCGCAGAUUUUUGCUGGUGCAUUUCCUGCAAACUAUGAACCUCCUAGUGAUAAUUUCUACUUUGAAGUUAAUGAUGCUUCCCCUAUUGUACAAGAUGAUAUGGAUUUGUUUGACUACAAUGUGCCUGACCGUGUUAAUGAUUUCGUAUCUGCUGCAAUGUUACAAGCGAACAUUACUCGGACAAAUCAUAUCAUGUGGACCAUGGGAACAGAUUUCAAGUAUCAAUAUGCUCAUACUUGGUUUCGGCAGAUGGAUAAAUUCAUUAACUAUGUCAAUCAAGAUGGGCGUGUCAAUGCCCUGUACUCAACCCCAUCAAUAUAUACUGAUGCCAAAUACGCAGCAGAUGAGUCAUGGCCAAUCAAGAGUGAUGACUUCUUUCCAUAUGCUGACAAUAUAAAUGCUUAUUGGACUGGAUACUUUACAAGUAGACCAGCCCUCAAAGGAUAUGUUAGAGUGAUGGGUGGCUACUAUUUGGCAGCAAGACAAUUGGAAUUUUUUAAGGGUCGGAGUAAAUCAGGGCCCAACACAGAGUAUUUGGCUGAUGCUUUAGCAAUUGCUCAACAUCAUGAUGCAGUUAGUGGCACAUCUAAGCAGCAUGUGGCUGAUGAUUAUGCAAAACGGCUUUCAAUAGGUUAUGUGGAGACAGAGAAAGUUGUCGCAAAAUCACUGGCUUGCAUGACAGAGCCAUCACAAGCUGGUUGCAAGAGUGUAGUAACCAAGUUUCAACAGUGUCCCCUUCUGAACAUUAGCUAUUGUCCGUCAUCAGAAGUUCAUCUUUCAAAGGGGAAAGACCUGGUUAUUGUUGUCUAUAAUUCUCUGGGAUGGAAAAGAAAGGAUGUGAUAAAGAUUCCUGUUGUCAGUGAACAUGUCACUGUAAAGGACUCCGCAGGAAAAGAAAUUGAAUUACAGAUUCUACCCCUGCUUAAUGAAUCCCUGAGCAUAAGAAACAACCUCGUUAAGGCAUAUCUGGGUAUAUCUCCGAGUGUGACCCCAAGUUAUUGGCUUGCAUUUUCAGCAACUGUACCACCUCUUGGCUUUAGCACUUACAUUGUCUCAAGUGCCAAACAGACAGCUACUACAGAGAGACUGACAUUGCACAAGACAGAACUAAGUCAAAACAAUGAAAUCAAAGUUGGGCCAGGGAACUUGAAACUCAUUUAUUCUGGAAAUGAUGGAAAGCUAAUUGAAUACACAAACAGCAGAAGCUCGGUUAAAGAGUUGGUAGAUCAAUCAUUUAGCUACUACCCUGGAGAUGAUGGAACCCAUGCAAAUAAAACUGAUUUACAGGCCUCUGGAGCUUAUAUCUUCCGUCCUAAUGGUACAUAUCCCAUUAACUCUGAAGGGGAGGUUCCUCUUACUGUUUUGAGGGGUCCAUUGUUAGAUGAAGUGCAUCAGAAGAUCAACUCUUGGAUAUAUCAGGUCACUAGAGUGUACAAGGAAAAAGAGCAUGCUGAGAUUGAAUUUACUGUUGGGCCUAUUCCAAUUGAUGAUGGAAUUGGCAAAGAGAUUGUAACAAAGAUUACAACCAGCAUGAAGACCAACAAACAAUUCUACACAGAUUCUAAUGGGCGUGAUUUUAUUGAAAGAAUUCGAGACUAUAGAAAAGACUGGACCCUGGAAGUAAAUCAACCUGUUGCUGGAAAUUAUUAUCCCAUUAAUCUGGGAAUCUAUGCGAAAGAUAACAACACAGAGAUGUCUGUAUUAGUAGAUAGAUCUGUGGGUGGAUCCAGCAUUGUGGAUGGACAAUUGGAACUUAUGAUUCACAGGAGGUUGCUCUAUGAUGAUGCUAGAGGUGUUGGAGAAGCACUAAAUGAAACUGUGUGCAUUCAAGAUGAUUGCAAAGGACUAACAGUCACAGGAAAGUACUAUCUCAGACUUGAUCCUAUAGGAGAGGGUGCUAAAUGGCGUCGAUCAUUUGGUCAGGAGAUAUAUUCGCCAUUUCUUUUAGCCUUCACAGAACAGGAUGGUCAUCGGUGGACAAAAUCUCAUGUCACAACCUUUUCAGGAAUGGAUCCUUCCUACAGUUUACCAGAUAAUGUUGCAAUAAUAACCAUCCAGGAGCUAGAAGAUGGAAAAGUUCUCUUUCGCCUGGCACAUUUAUAUGAGAUUGAAGAGGACAAGGAUCUUUCGGUUAUGGCAAGUGUAGAACUCAAAAAAGUGUUUGCAAAUAAGAAGAUAAAGCAAAUAACAGAAAUGAGCUUAUCUGCUAAUCAAGGAAGAGCUGAAAUGGAGAAGAAGAGACUGGUGUGGAAAGUAGAAGGCUCCUCUGAAGAACCGAAAGCGUUGAGGGGAGGACCUGUUGAUCCAACAAAGCUGGUGGUGAAUCUUGCUCCAAUGGAAAUUCGAACAUUUACCAUAAACUUCUAGUCCAAGCACUUUUGCUGAAAAGUGAAGGUACGGAGUAAGUAGUUACAGAUUCUCUCUCUUGUAUCUAGGUUGAUAAUCAAGUGUUUAGACUCCAAGCAUUAUUAGUUUUACGUG
Fragaria vesca subsp. vesca is the source of this 3147-nucleotide messenger RNA. RefSeq names its product lysosomal alpha-mannosidase-like. Gene Ontology annotation, biological process: mannose metabolic process. Lineage: Eukaryota; Viridiplantae; Streptophyta; Magnoliopsida; Rosales; Rosaceae. Gene Ontology annotation, molecular function: alpha-mannosidase activity; carbohydrate binding. The transcript is spliced from 29 exons. The coding region runs from base 1 to 3033 and encodes 1010 amino acids. The record is from RefSeq and is a predicted model, not a curated record.